Lingula anatina is the source of this 2925-nucleotide messenger RNA. RefSeq lists its product as uncharacterized. NCBI's taxonomy places the organism in Eukaryota, Metazoa, Brachiopoda, Lingulata, Lingulida, Lingulidae. The record is from RefSeq and is a predicted model, not a curated record.
UGACUUCCGUCAAAUCAAUGAGGCCAAAUGAAACCUGUUCGUUUACAAGAUACACGGUUUGGACAUAUUUAAAAUUUGUUUCUUCCAUUCAAAAUUAGUUUAAGUGACAUAUUGAAGCUAUGGCAUAUCCAAUAGACGUGACUUUUAAGUCAAUUUCUCUAACUUUGACAGCCAACUAUGCAAGUACGUGGAAAAUGUGGGAAGGGGUACGAGAACUUGUCCAGAACUGGCAUGAUGGUGUCUACCAAACUGCAGACAAGCUGGACUUCCCUGUUUCAUCGGACCCAGUCGUACAAUUUUCAGAGCCAAAACAAGCAAAUUUUUGUGAUAUCUAUGAAGCCUAUGCAGAACAUCCUAAGGAUGGCAAGAGGCACCAGCUGGGAUUGCUAUGCUAUGACAGAGUGAACAGCCGUCUGCAGAUGGUGAACAGACACAUUGCACUGCAUAAAAGGAUUCUUUUGAUGGGAUACAGCAAUAAAGCCAAUAAAAAAGAAACUAUAGGACAGUUUGGCGAGGGUUUAAAAGUUGGUGCUCUAGCUUUAGUUCGUGAAGGUCGCUUAGUCACUAUGGAAACAAAUAAGGAUAGAUGGAGAUUUGAUCUUCAAGAAGAUCCUAACUUUCAAGAAAAGGUUUUAGCAGUAUAUGUUACAGGAAGGACAGGACCCAACCAAAACCAUCCUUUGAGUAAUUUUGAAUUGGAUGCAGCAGAUACAUGCACAACUGUUCAUCUGAAGGAAGAGGAGUGGAAACAAUGUGUUGAUAAAUUUCUGUUCCUGAAGCCCCCAGUGAAUUGUGUGAAAACAGAAUUAGGCACAUUGUUACUAGACCCUGUGAAUUCUGGCCAGUUGUAUGUGAAAGGAGUGUGGGUGUCUGACCUCACAGAAGAGGACCUGUCAUCUGGGGUGGACUUCAUAUCUCUACAGAUAGACAGAGACAGGAAUGCAGUACCAAAGCCCAGUGAAAUAGAUCAUCUGGUAAGCUGCAUGUGGAUCAAAGUACUUGAAAAGGAUCCAUCUAAAGCACAGCAAUACUAUCACCUGUUGAAGGAUGACAAACAUCGAGAUGUCCGUCAUGCUUGUCAGUAUACCAGUUCCAAUGUGGCCCUGUUGAUGGCUAAUCUAUUUUCUCUAGAAUAUGGAGAAGAAGCUUUUCCAGUCAGUAAUCAAGCAACUGAGGAAGAGCUUGAUAUGAUUAAAAAAGAAUUGCAGAGAAAGGUGGUACUGUGCAACCAGACUUUGUUGGACAUCUUAUACAAGUCAGGACAGCACAUGAGUGUGGUUGAUGCUUUGGCUGUCCACAGGGCUGCAUCCAGAACUAUCAUUCCUUUCUCUACUCUUUCUACUGAACACAGGCAGGUCUUGCAACAUGCCGUUUGCCUUGCCCAGAUGGCAGAGCCAACACUAAGCCUGGCCUGCAUCUCUGUGGUUGACCAUCCUGAGAAUGUACUGGAGCCAUGUAAAAGCCAUGGGAGCUUUAUAGAUGUGCCAAGAUGGUUUCUUGAUCUUGAGACAACACACCAUGUCUGUAGACUAUGUUCUUCACAGGUCACUAAGUGCAUGUGUAGAGAAGUCCAUCUUUGUCACAAUUUUCUUCAACUCAGGAGAGACAUGAUUUCUAAACCAGUGCAAAAUAUACAGGCAUUCCAGAGCUAUCUGCCAUACAGAAUGGACCACCCUCUGAUGUUUGUCCUCACACAGGUGUCUCAGGAGGUUUGUGAACAAGCAAAGUCAAGUUCCAAGUUUUGCCAAGAGAUUCAUAAUACCAGUGCAAUGCCCUCUGAUCAGACUGCACAACAAAGCCAUAAAAUCUGUGAAGAGAGGGAAUCUUUUUUGCAACAGGAGAUUUCAAAAUUAGAGCAACAAAUUGCAGAGAUCUCAGAUCAGCAUCGUGUAGAAUAUACCAAGCUACAGCAAGAACUGCAAACAUUCCAGCAACAUCAGAUGUCAGAUGAGAUACAGAGAGUCAAUAUUGAGCAGCAACUUAAGGCAGACUAUGAAAAAAAGCUCAAGGGAAAAAUCCAGCAGCUAGAGGAACAGAUAAAGAGAGCUGAAGAUCAUAACCUGGAAAUGGCAAGAAACAUGAAUUUUGAAAAACAACAGAGAGAAAAAUCUGAUAAUAAGUUACAAGAACUUCACCAAGCUAUGGACAUGAAGGAGCAAACACUGUUUGAAGAAGUGUUACACUGGAUAGAAGAACACAAUAACAGAACUAGGUCACUACAGGAGAUAUUUAAAGAAAACCUUGAAGGUGCAAACAGCCAUGAGAAGGUGAAGUUUGAGACAUUAUGUCAGCUGUGUGAUACUCUUAUGGAGGACUUGCAGGUCCAGAGGUUUGUGUGCUCCAUUUGUAAAAUCAAGAAAAAGGACUGUGCAUUCCAGCCUUGUGGACAUUACCAGGCCUGUGCAGCUUGUGCUGACCACAUACUGACCACUACUAGGGUGUGUCCAGUGUGUAAUAGACAUUUGACCAAUGUUAUGAAGAUUUAUGAAUGAAUUGUCAUCCAGCUUGUCUGGGGAUUUACAGCAAUAAUGAUAUAAGAUUAACAUAUGGUGAUUUUCUUAACUGUGAUAUUAUUUAUACAAUUUCUAUUUAUAUACAUAUAUGUGUAUUUGAAAUGGAAUGGUUUGUAAGCUGGCUACAAAUUUACUUUUAUAUAUGUAUUUGAAAUGGAAUGGUUUGUAACCUAGCUCAUAGGUUAAUUUUAGGUUAUUUAUGUGUACUACUUGUAGGUACAACUUGGGGAAACACUCUGAUGGUAAAGAAACAGUACAGUGUGCUGUUAAGUUUUAAACAUUGUAUGAAGUGCAGGUUGUAUGUAGAUUUUAGCUUUCAUUCAUUGGCCGUGUCUAAAAGAAAUUAUUCCUGUAUUGUUAUUCAUGACUUAACAAGUAUUUUAAUGCCUAGAUCAGACAUUAGCCUAGGUUU